Molecule: messenger RNA, 777 nt
Organism: Drosophila persimilis
Lineage: Eukaryota; Metazoa; Arthropoda; Insecta; Diptera; Drosophilidae
Product: ER lumen protein-retaining receptor
Exons: 1
Coding region: 1-639 (212 amino acids)
Biological process (GO): endoplasmic reticulum to Golgi vesicle-mediated transport; protein retention in ER lumen
Cellular component (GO): membrane; cis-Golgi network; endoplasmic reticulum
Molecular function (GO): ER lumen protein retrieval receptor activity
Source: RefSeq, a predicted model, not a curated record
AUGAAUAUAUUUCGUCUCAUGGCAGAUCUGGCCCAUGUCUUAGCCAUUGUAAUACUGUUGCAUAAAAUAUGGAAAUCUCGUUCGUGUGCCGGUAUAUCGGGCAAGUCGCAGAUACUGUUUGCACUCGUCUACUUUAUGCGCUAUUUGGAUAUCAUGACCUCGUAUGUGAGCUUCUAUAAUUCGACAAUGAAGUUGUUAUUUUUGGGUACUUCUGGAGCUACUCUGAAUCUGAUUUAUCGCAAGUUCAAGCCAUCGUACGAUCACAAUCAUGACUCGUUCCGCAUUGCUUACCUCCUGGUGCCGUGUGCCUUGCUUUCGCUUUUCUUGAAUCAUGAAUUUUCCGUUUUGGAAAUACUCUGGACCUUUUCAAUUUAUUUGGAAUCCGUUGCCAUCCUGCCGCAACUAUUUAUGGUGGCCAAGACUGGAGAAGCCGAGUCCAUAACGAGCCACUAUCUCUUUGCCUUGGGCUCCUAUCGGGCGCUGUAUGUCUGCAAUUGGGUUUAUCGCUACAUCGCAGAGUCGCAUUUCGAUUUAAUUGCCAUCAUCGCUGGCCUCGUUCAAACUAUACUCUACUGUGAUUUCUUCUAUCUAUAUAUUACCAAGGUCCUGCAGAACAGGAAGCUACAGCUGCCCGCAUAAUUGGAGGGCUUUCAAAAUUAUUUAAACACAUCAAAAAAACACUUUAAGGCAGUUAAGUAGAGGAAGAUUUGGAUUUUAAGGAUAUACAAAAUAUAUAUAUCGAAUGAGAAAUUUUGUUGUAUUGAAAUAUUAAAUUAA